CCACUGUAACUCUCCCACUCCACCCAUAUCCCUCCACUCUCCCUACAUCUCUCCUACAAUCUUAAUCCCAUCAAAAUUCUCUCUAACCAUAAUUACUUCUCUUAUUUAUCACAUUAACUCCCCAAAUAUAUAUCUCCCUCUUCCUCCUCCCUAUUCUCCACGAUUUUCCCUCGGAGUUGUAAUCGUUUGACGUUCCCGUUCGUGUAUUUUUGGGCUUGAUUCGACGGAAGAUAGGUAGGAUUUUUAAAGCCUAACUUUUAUUAGGGUUUACUGCCUAGAUUUUAUUUUUGUAUUCGAAACAGUGAUAAUAAAAUGUAAGAGAUGGAAAAUCUGCAGAAAAAGUUGGGAGUCAAACCGGUAGAGUAAUGAUUGAGUAAAACGUGAUUAAAUAACAAAAACGUAUUUUAUUGCGCACAACAUUCUGGUCGGAGAAGUUGUCCCCAUUCUGUGCAGAUUCAAGGGAAGUGUAUAACACAAAAGUUGUUGAUCUUAAAAUUAAGCAACAUUGAUAUAAAGUUUAUAAAAAUCCGAGUUCUGUAGAAUUAGUUAUGAAUUUUUGAAGUUUCUGUCUCAGUGCAGUUUCGAGACAGAUUGGCAAAACAAUUUUAAACCCGUUUCUACCAAGUUUCUAAGUCAAUUUCAAACCCAUUUUUACCCAAUUUCCUCCCUAAGUCAGUUUCUAAAUCUCUGGAUAAAAUCAAUAGAGAUUUCCUCUGGGGUUCUUCCAAUGACGAAAGAAAAAUCCAUGCGGUGAAAUGGGAUGACAUGGCCAAACCAAAAGGCAUGGGUGGACUGGGCAUUAGGAAAACAGGAGUUGUCAAUCUUGUUUCCAUGACUUGGAAAUGAAAAAGAGGCUCUGUGGGCUAAGGUUUUGCUAGGAAAAUACAAGAAGGGAGGUAGGAAACAUCACAAACCUUCUUACAUUUGGAGGAGUUUACUCACGGGUAGUCAAACUCUCAAAGAAGGCUCGAAAAUUUUAAUCAAAAGCGGUCUUGACACGUCACUUUUUGAGGACGAUUGGGUAGGGUGCAGCCCUCUUCGUAAUAUUGUUGAAGGUCCUCUCCUCCCUCAGGAAUAGGUCCUCAAGGUGCGGGAUUUGUCUGCUAAGAACAGAAGCCCAUCCAAUUCAUCCGAAAACCCAAAAUCCAGACACCGUCCAAGUUACUAAAUACAUCACCAACCCUGCCACACCCGGAUUACCUCUUGAAGUGUCAUCUACAUGAACUUAAACCACAUCAACUCUAGGAGGAUUCUACUUGAUGGCAGCACUUUAAUAGAUCAGCUUGAGAGUCCGUACUUCUACCACUAUAUUAACUCGAUAGGAGAUAAUGGCAAUCUGAGUUUGCUGGGUACAAAAUUUUUUUGGUCUGUGGAGUUGUUGAUUUCGCCAUUGCCAGAAAGAAAAUAUAGUGGCCAAGUACAAUUUUUCCCACUGAACAUCAAGCAUCCAAUAACCAGCCUGAACCCUCACCUUCCAUUUCAUUCAGUCCAAGAUAAACAAUUGCCAAUCCGCUUUACAAGGCUUCUCUAAAUGUUUGCUAUUCGAAGGCAGUCUUUUACUGCAUGGGGUGUAGAUAUAUAAGCAUCAAAAUAUUACAAGAUGCAUCUGUUGCUACUCACCUUGAAAAGGCUAGUCAUCAGGCGGCAUGGUUUUUUAGCCGAAGGAGGGAUAUCCGUCUUGGCAGACUAUGUUUUCUCUGUUAAACGAGAACAAUGCUCAUUGCUAGAUUUUUUGAACUUCAGUCAUGCAUAUUGUGUACUUAUGUGCUGAUUGAAUGAUCUUCAUAUUUUUUCCUUUUGCUGAUUUUGUUUUAUCUGGUCUUCGGGAAACCCAAACACACAGUCUCUCUCUCUCUCUCUCUCUCUUUCUCUGAGAUAAUUUGUUGGCUUGGGAAUGCAGGCUCGAAAGCUGAAUAGAGAUAUAUCUGAGACCUUAUACUACCAUGCUCUAGAAGCUUCUUCUGAGUUGGCUGCAAAAGAAGGCCUGUAUGAAACAUAUAGCGGAAGUCUUGUGAGCAAGUUGCCAGAGCUUGUGAAUAUGGAGGGCCACAGUCGUUGGAUAAGCUUAGUGACAGAGUUCGCAUUGAAGUCCCUACAGUCGUGGCAGUGGGAAAGUAGCUGGGUGUACUACCUUCUUGGGCAAUGGUCUAGAUUGGUGACGUAUGUACCGUACUGAAGGGCAACUCAACAAACCUGCUAAAUGAGUUUGUGCCUAAGAUCAUGGGACAUUUUAUCUCAUCAAAGGUUGACUCUAUUCAGGUUAGAUUAGAGUUAUCUUUUUAUCUUAUGAUUCAUUAAUUCAACUGUUCAGAAGGUUCUACGUUGUUCAUUGUUAUAUCAUUUGGUUAGUUGCGGGCUGGUUUUAUCUGAUGAUCUCUCAGAGGACCCACUUGACAAUGUUGAAUUCCUUCAGGAUCAGCUUGAAUGCAUCCCUUAUCUUUGCAGAUUUCAGGAAGCAGCAGCCCUCCCGGCCCAUGCAGAUAAUAGCGAACUUCUUGUCGUCGAAGCCAAGCUUGGUGCCAUUCUUAAUUUAAGGCAGCUUAGUGGAUUAACUUCGGAAAAUGAGGCAGAACUUUCAGCACAUGUUUUGCGCUUGAUAAAUGUCAUUGAUUGUGGAUUACACAGUCAGAGAUAUGGCGAAGUAACCAAGCAAAAACUUGAUCGUGCUGUUCUGAUCUUCUUCCAGCAUUUUAGAAAGUCUUGUAUAGGAGAUCAGGCGAUGCAUUCUUCUAAGCUCGUGGCUUACUUUGCAUUCCUGGAGGUCCUUUUGAACAGCCAUAUCGCUUUUGUUUUGAAUCUGGAUACUACCAGUUUUAGAUAUUUUUUUGGAUCUCUUGAAUCAGGCCUUGGAGGACUUGAUGCAAAUAUCUUGUCACAGUGUGCAUUUGCUGUUGAUAAUUUGGCUAAACCUGCUGCACCCAAUCUUACCCCACGUGUUUCAGAUUGCCUUGAUGUCAUCCCUAAUGGGAAAACCCCCAGAACUUCUUGUCGCACUUCAAGAAAAACACAAUUUCGACUUUUUCAAGCUUUUUUCUUCUUGUCCAUGUUCUUGGGUGCAACUCCUGCAGCAAGCCAAUCACUCUAUCUUGGUUAUGCUGUGGUAUUUGGGUGGAUACCAAGCUUUUGCCAAACAAGUGUUCGUCCCUGCAAGCCCCAUAUGUAUUCAGCACAGUUUACUAUGCACGGGGUAUGGGGGUUAGAUUCCCGUGGGAUUUCAAUCCAAUCCCCUUGCAGUGGUCCUGGACCAGCAUACUCAAGUCCAAGUCUCAAAUAUGUUAGUCAACUUAAUCAGUACUGGCCAUCCCUAAAUGGGGAAGAUGGAUACUUGUGGAAGAAGGAGUGGGAUCAUCAUGGGAGAUGUUGCUUUUUAAGCACGGAAACCUACCUAAUUUUUGGGGUCACAGCCACAGUGGCUCUCACAAAUAAGUUUAUGCCUCUUACAAUCUCGGCUACAUUGGUGUCCAAUCAAAUAUAUCCCGGUGGAUAUGUGAAUUCCUCCGUUAUGUCAACCAUCCUCUCCCAAGUAGUUGGCGGAUUUAUUGUUACAAUAAGGUGUGAAACCUUUAACAGAGGGUCAAGGGCGAUAGUUUUUUGUAUCGAUGGGCAUGGAGCUUCACUCAUAAAUUGCUGCCGUAAUGUGGAGUUGAAUUGUGGUCGUAGUCUUGUGUAUUUUCCUCUCCCUCCAACUCCUCCUCCUCCUCCUCAUUCUCCACCUCCACCUUCCCCCCCUCCUCCUUCUCCUCCUCCUCCUUCUCCACCUUCCCCUCCCUCCUCCUUCUCCUUCUCCACCUUCCCCUCCUCCUCCUUCUCCACCUUCCCCCCCUCCUUCUCCUUCUCCUCCUCCUCCUCCUCCUCUUCCCGUUCCUCCCAUUUUUCGUCCUCCCGUUUCUCGUCCUGUUCUGCUCGGUAGUAUUUUGUUUUUCAUUUUUGUUGCAGUGCUCGCAUUAAUUUUUUUUUAUAGGAAUCGCCAAUUAGGUUUAGGUUUACUCAAUGAGUUCCUUGGGCUAGGGUUGUUGCCUUACCGGGUUGCCAGGACUUUCACCAGGAGCUUCCAUUAUAGAGGGAGGAGUCCAAUGGGUAUCACCGAGGAUGGGAGUGGGAGCAGUGGAGAAACCACACCUAUUAGAAAAAGUCGGUGAAGUAGCUUGGGGACGGCGGCAUGGUGGAUCAUUGCUUUUGUCGAUUUCAGCUUGAGCAUGAUAUAUUGGAGUACGUUGGACGUGAGAAGCUUAAAGAUGAUGGCUUUAAUUUGUCAGACUGGCUCCAAUCUCUUAAUUCAUUUUGGGGACACUUGUAUGCACUCUUUCUUUUUGUGUACAUUGUACUGGUGCGUUCAGUUUGUGAUACCCCCAUGAUACUUGCAAGUAUACAUCCCCUGUCAAUUUGCUCUACUAUAAAGCUUAGACACAGUUGCAAAGUUGAAGAUUGAAUGUCCAUCCUGGAUAGUUUACGUUGUUGUUGAA
Molecule: messenger RNA, 4463 nt
Organism: Rhododendron vialii
Lineage: Eukaryota; Viridiplantae; Streptophyta; Magnoliopsida; Ericales; Ericaceae
Product: ribonuclease S-7-like
Exons: 12
Coding region: 2720-3910 (396 amino acids)
Molecular function (GO): ribonuclease T2 activity; RNA binding
Source: RefSeq, a predicted model, not a curated record